AUGUUGCGUGACUGGCUGCUGGUCGUAACCUGGGUGCUGCUGCUGGUGACAACAGUCUUUGCCAUGGGGUGUCCCAAGAUCAAAGUGGCAACAUGCAAGGACUGCAUCCAGUCUGGUCCUGACUGUGCCUGGUGCAAGAAUCCGAGUUUCACCAAAGCUGGUGAGCCAGACUCCGUCCGCUGUGACACCAUCGAGCAGCUGCAGCAGAGGGGAUGCCCACGCAAUGAGAUUGAGUUUCCAGUCAGCAUCAUUACAAGAACACAGGACAGUCCCUUAAGCAAUGAGAUACAGCUGAGUCCUCAGAAGGUGCACCUGAAAUUGAGAAUAGGCCAGCCUGCUGAAUUUGAGGUGAAGUUUCGCCGUGCUGUGGGAUACCCCAUUGAUCUCUACUACCUGAUGGACCUCUCUUACUCUAUGCUGGAUGACCUGGAGAAGGUGAAGAAGCUGGGAGGGGAGCUGCUAAGAGCACUAGAGAGUACCACCCCUUCUCGUCGCAUAGGGUUUGGCUCCUUCGUGGACAAGACAGUUCUGCCCUUUGUGAACACACACCCCGAGAAGCUGCAGAACCCCUGCCCCAACAAGGACGAGCAGUGCCAGCCUCCGUUCGCCUUCAAGCACAUCCUCUCACUGACCGACAAUGCCAAGAAGUUUGAGAGUGAAGUGGGGAAGCAGUUCAUCUCAGGGAACCUUGACGCCCCAGAGGGGGGACUGGAUGCCAUGAUGCAGGCUGCAGUGUGUGGGGACUUGAUCGGCUGGCGCAACGUGACUCGCUUGCUGGUGUAUGCUACCGAUGAUGGCUUCCAUUUUGCUGGCGAUGGCAAGCUUGGGGGCAUCCUAACACCCAACGAUGGCCAGUGUCACUUGGAGGACAACAUGUACAAAAAAAGCAAUGAGUUUGACUACCCAUCUGUUGGCCAGUUGGUCCAGAAACUUACUGAAAACAACAUUCAGCCCAUUUUUGCUGUCACCAGUAAAGUAGUGGAUGUUUACAAGAAACUCAGUGAGAUGAUCCCAAAGUCAGCAGUGGGAGAGCUGGAUGAGGACUCCAGCAACAUCAUUGAUCUCAUCAAGGAGGCCUACAAGAACCUCUCUUCCCGGAUCAUCCUGGACCACUCCACCCUGCCGGACACCCUGGGUAUUAAAUACGACUCCAUGUGCAAUGACGCUGUCAACUUGGACAAAGAGAGAGGGCAGUGCGACAAUGUCAAGAUCAAUGAAGAGAUCACUUUCAAGGUGAAAGUCACAGCCAAGGAGUGCAUCACAAGCCAGUCCUUCACCAUUCGGCCGCUGGGCUUCACAGACACUCUCACUGUUCACCUGGACAACAACUGCAAUUGCAACUGCAAUGAGCAGCCAGACCCAACCACCUGCAAUGGGAAAGGCAGGAUUGUCUGUGGGAUAUGUAGCUGCAAUUCUGGCUAUACAGGGAAGAACUGUGAGUGUGAUACCAAAGGCAAGACAAGCAAGGAGCUGGAGAGCAGCUGCCGGAAGGACAACAACUCAAUGAUCUGCUCGGGGCUGGGGGACUGUGUGUGUGGUCAGUGCAUCUGUCACACCAGCAACACGCCCAACAAGCAGAUCUAUGGCACCUUCUGCGAGUGUAACAACAUGAACUGCGAGUUUCACAAUGGCUUCCCCUGUGGUGGCAGAGAACGUGGGACAUGUGACUGCGGGGAGUGCAAGUGUGAACCUGGGUACCAAGGCAGUGCCUGCCAGUGCGAGAAGUCAACAGAUGGCUGCUUGAAUGAGCGUGGGAACGAGUGCAGCCACCGUGGGACCUGCCAUUGCAACCGCUGCCAGUGCCAGGAGGGAUACCAGCCCCUCUUCUGCGAGGACUGCCCCACCUGCCCCUCGCCCUGUGGAAGAUAUUUCCCCUGUGUAGAGUGCAAGGCCUUCCUGAGCGGCCCCUUUGAGAAGAACUGCUCCCAGGCCUGCCCCAAGAUACAGGUGGUCAAGGAGUUAAAGGGGGUGAGUAGGCAGUGUAGGGAGAAGGACUCCCAGAACUGCUGGAUCUCCUUCCAUAUGGUCCAGGAGGAUGGCGACGAGAUAUACACUGUCACCGUUGAUCCUGAUAAAGAGUGCCCGGAGCCUCCUAACAUUGCAUUGAUCGUGGGCAGCAGCAUUGCUGGAGUGGCCCUCAUCGGCCUGGUGCUCCUGCUGAUCUGGCGGCUCUUGACAGAGCUGUUUGACCGCCGGGAAUUCCGACGGUUUGAGAAGGAGAAAUCCAAGGCCAAGUGGAACGAUGCUGAUAACCCCCUCUUCAAGAGUGCUACCACCACUGUUGUAAACCCCAGAUUCAAUGAAUAA
Molecule: messenger RNA, 2307 nt
Organism: Indicator indicator
Lineage: Eukaryota; Metazoa; Chordata; Aves; Piciformes; Indicatoridae
Gene: ITGB2
Product: integrin subunit beta 2
Exons: 15
Coding region: 1-2307 (768 amino acids)
Biological process (GO): cell migration; integrin-mediated signaling pathway; cell-matrix adhesion
Cellular component (GO): focal adhesion; integrin complex; cell surface
Molecular function (GO): amyloid-beta binding; integrin binding
Source: RefSeq, a predicted model, not a curated record